AUGUUAAAUAAUUUUAGCAAUGAAUUACGGAAGACAAAAUAUUCGACCAGUUCGUUGAAUGAACAUUCCAAAGAAACAUCCAAUAAUAAUAGCCAGGCUACACAACAACAACUGUCAGGUUUCUGUGACUCGGGUACGAUUAGUAGUGAGAUUUCGAAGCUUAAAAGGCAAGUGACUCGAGCAAAACUUGUGCACCGGAAAACAUUGGCUUUGUACGACAAACACUUACACAAUUUUAAUGGAUGUAUGGGAUCGCAUUUAUUUGAUCGAGCUCUUAUCGUAAAUCUUGUAAAAAGAAAUGAGGUGAAUGGUUUGCCAUACGGAGUCAUGAAGUGUGAUUAUGUGCCUUACAUUAGUUAUACAUACCCAGAGAAAGCAGAUCAAUAUUUGGAUAAUGGUCACAGUUUGCAGACAUAUUGUCCAGAUUUAUUUAUUCCCGAUUUUACUCGAGCUAAGGCCUUCAUGGCGAGUGAUCAUUGGCCUGGAAAUGAAGAAUUUACUCUAACACUUACAGAUGAAUCAGGCAAACGGACUUUCGCUUAUUGUAUUCGCCACUUGAUUCGCCAUUGCAAAAAAGAUUCUAAACAACAAGUAAACUGUUCAAAAAAUGGUGAUUUGCCAGAAGUUUUUGCCAUAAUUUCACCAAUUCAUGCUCCACAAUUUUAUCUUGCCCUUGCUGAAGAAUGUGUUUGUUACCUACAUGAAAGUUUUGACCAAUUGAAGGAUAUGCUCGAUAUCGUUUAUCAAUGCACAUUUCCAACUGAUGGUGGUUCUUUGCAUAUUCUUAAAAAGGCAAAAAGUGGCAUCAAACAAGAUAUUGUAAUUCGAGGUCAAGGUUCUAUUUUGGGUCAAACUGAUUGUUCGGCCGUAGUACGUCGAAUGGGACCAGAAGUUACCGUUGCAGUAAUUGCAGCUUUAUUAUCUGAGCAGCGAGUUAUUAUUGCUGGUGGUUCGGUACAAUCAGUUUGCCAUGCAGUUCAGUCGAUCGCGUGUCUUCUGCAACCAUUUUCAUGGCCUUAUACAUUGAUACCAGUACUACCUGAUUCAUUGACGGAGAUAGUUAAUUCUCCGACACCGUAUUUAGUCGGUUUAUUAAGAACAAAUAUGUACAAACUCAAAUCUCUAGUUUUCAUGAACAAUAAUCAAUGUGAUGAUGAUCUCGGUGAGGAAGAUCUUGUUAUAGUUGAUCUCGAUGGUGGUAUAUUUUUGCCACAGCUCACUGAAUUGCGUACAGCAAAUGAAAAUGUUGACUUUAAAAUCAAAAACGCAUACGCAUUAUGCAAGAAACUUUUGCUACCUAAAAAACUUGCUGUAAAUCUUAUUUCAAAACUGAAAGAUGCUGUUCUUGUUGGUGAAGGUUCUCUUGCCGAUGCAAUGCUUCAAAAAGCAAUGCUGACGUGGUAUGCGAGUUUAGUUUGGCCUUAUAAAAAUUGCAAUUUUAAUGCUGCAUUCAUCGCAGAAUCAAAUGGUGACUAUGACUCGCUUCGCAUAAGCAAAUCGCAGUUAAUUGCUUCACAUACGUCUAAAUCAACUCGUCGUUUUAUAGAAUGGUUUGUGGAAACUGGUGUUUUUCGUGAAUGGAUCCGCCGUAAGGUGUCAAAGUCAUCAGAAAUGAUUCUUACCCAAAUUGGAGAUGUAACUAAUCAGAAAUUUGAUGAAUGUGUCCUUGCAUUAGCUUCUCAGGCAUCUCAAAGACGUGUGGUUAAUAUAUUUACCAAAGCGCAAAACGUGAUCUUUCGUCCACAUUUCUUGAAAAAAUCCUGA
Messenger RNA from Thelazia callipaeda (thelaziosis nematode), 1764 nucleotides. The record is from the annotation of a GenBank genome assembly. Lineage: Eukaryota; Metazoa; Nematoda; Chromadorea; Rhabditida; Thelaziidae.